CGCCUGCUGCAGGAUGGCUCGUACUAUGGAACCACUGGCGAAGAAGGUCUUUAAAGGAGUUUUAGUAGCUGAACUUAUGGGUGUUUUUGGAGCAUAUUUUUUGUUUACUAAGAUGAACACAAGCCAAGAUUUUAGGCAACCUAUGAGUAAGAAAUUUCCUUUCAUCUUAGAAGUUUAUUACAAAUCCAUUGAACAGUCUGGAAUUUACGGAACCAGAGAGCAAGAUCAUGAAAAGUGGUUCAAUAGCAAAAAUUAG
Octodon degus (degu) is the source of this 256-nucleotide messenger RNA. Its product is annotated as protein CEBPZOS-like. NCBI's taxonomy places the organism in Eukaryota, Metazoa, Chordata, Mammalia, Rodentia, Octodontidae. Bases 14 to 256 code for a protein of 80 amino acids. The transcript has a single exon. The record is from RefSeq and is a predicted model, not a curated record.